Molecule: messenger RNA, 966 nt
Organism: Batrachochytrium dendrobatidis JAM81
Lineage: Eukaryota; Fungi; Chytridiomycota; Chytridiomycetes; Rhizophydiales
Exons: 3
Coding region: 1-966 (321 amino acids)
Biological process (GO): proteolysis
Molecular function (GO): aspartic-type endopeptidase activity
Source: RefSeq, a predicted model, not a curated record
AUGUCUGAUAUAGUCGUACCACUUCCUAGUUCAAGCAACGAUGUGAGUUUGACUCCGCAACACACUCCAAGUGGGGAACCCGUUACUAUAGAUUACAAAGGCGAUGAGUAUAAAGGAGUUACAUCCACAGCCGUUGUGACGAUUCCGGGUACUAGGAUAACUGACAUCAAUUUACCAGUACUAGCAGUUCAAAAACAAUCACCAGAUUCGGUUGGUAUCAAUCCAGAGUUUGAUGGAGUAUUUGGCUUUGCCUAUCCCUCGUUGUCAAAACAUCAUCCACCAAUCACUGCAAUGGAUGCUUUGUACACCAAUGAUGUCAUUCCCAAUAACGAGAUUGGUCUUCAACUAUGUCCGUAUGAAAUGACUUCAAAUAGCUUCAUCAAUAUAGGAAACACGGACGUAACUGCAAAAUGCGGAACGGAUGGAACAAGUAUUGCAUGGGUACAAUCACCAUCAGACGAUCAAUUUACUGUCAACAUCAAAAGCAUACUAGUCAAUGACGAACCAGUGGAUCUGCCCGAGGAAUUCCAAAAAACAAUAAUGGAAAAUGGACGUAUUUUGUACUCGAGUGUGGAAACAUGCUUUUUACAUAUGCGUUUUCCUGAAGUAGUCGUGGAUGUGCUGAUCAAUGCUAUUCUUGAUAGUGGUGCAAUCACUGUCAACAUUAAUAUAUUUAGUGACAAACUCGGAAAAGUAAUGGUUAAAAAAAUAUUUUCGCAAAACUACGCAAUGCUUGAAUCCGUUGUGUUUGCUAUAAAAGCUGGUCCAAAUGACAAUGCAAUUCUUGGUAUACCAUUUAUGGCCCAACUUGGAUUGACAUUUGAUCGAGCACAUAAACGCAUUGGGUUUGGUGCUGGAUGUGGAUGCGAAGUCUCGACUAGCAAAUAUCCUACUAUUUCAAACGGUUAUCGAGUGCUCUGGCCAUUAACACAGGUAACAAGGGACUUUAUCAGUUAUGUCGUUUAA